AUGAGCGAGCGGGCUCUGCGCCUGGCCUGGGCAGUCGAGUCCUCCUCAGACGAAGAAGCAGCAGCAGAAACCCAGCCCUUGCUGCCCCCACCAUGCAGCAGCAGCAGCAGCAAGGGUGCCGCUGCGCUAGGCACAGCUUGCAGCGCCACUCACGGCCUCAGCAGCAGCAACAGCAGCGGCAACAGCAGCAGCAACAGCAGCAGCAGCAGCAGCAGUUUAGCCGAUGACAUUCUGGCUUGGGACUUUGUAGAUCCGGAUGCAGAGACGCAGUUGACGGCAGCAGGUGCAGCAGCAGCAGCAGCAGCUGCUGCUGCUGCUGCUGCCGCUGGGCUCUCAGUGGAAAAUGACUCCUUCUUUGAAGCCAUCGACGGCCUUAUAGAAGCAGAAGAGGGCCUCAUUAAGGUUUUCGAGCUGCAGCAGACGCAGCCAGGAAGAGCAGCAGCAGCAGCAACAGCAGCAGCAGCAGCAAGCACACCAGGAGGGGCUGCAGCGGUGGCCGAACGGGCUACGGCUCCUGAGACCGGCCAUGCUGCUGCUGCUGCUGCUGCUGCUACUGCUGCUGAUUACUCCUCAGCAGAAGCCGGCGGCUGUGCUGCUGCUCCAUCUUCAGGAUCCGAAGCAGAAGCAGCAGCAGCAGGAGCAGCAGCAGCAGCAGAAUGUGCAGAAGGCAGCACAUGGGGAGACGCGUUUGCUGGCUGCUGGAAGGGGGGCGUCUGCGUUGCAGCUGCUGCUGUUGCUGCUGCUGCUGCUGCUACAGAAGGCAGCAGCAGCUGGGCACAGCCGUGGGACUCUGACGCCUCUUCAGCCUCCAUCACCCCAGUGAAGACUCAGUCAAUACACCGCCUGCAGCAGCAGCAGCAGCAGCAGCAGCAACAGCAGCCGCAGGAGCAGCCACUGCAGCAGCAACCACAGCAGCAGUCGCAGCAGCUCGGAUUUGACGGCCCACAGAACGCUCUGCAGCUGCACACUGCAGGUGUUGCUGCUGCUGCUGCUGCCGCUGCUGCUGCUGCGUGCAGUAGCAGCAGCAGCAACAGAAGCCCACAGCCGUGCAGGACACCCCCAAGGCCUGGAGGGCCCCAGAGGCAGCAGCAGCAGCAGCAGCAACCGCAGCAGGCAUUAUACACACCGCCUCACCAAAGAACUAUGUCGCAGCAAUCCCUGCAGCAGCAGCAGCGACAGCAGCAGCAACAGCAACAGCAACAGCAGCGGGCUGCUCCUGCCCAAAUCUCCCUUAGCCGCUCAGGAACUCGGAUAUCCCCGCAGCAGCAGCAGCGGCAGCAGCAGCAGCAACAACAGCAGCAACAACAGCAGCAGCAGCAACAGCAGCAGCAGCACGCUGCCAGCCCAUGCUUAUCCGUCCGCAGAGAGCAGCAGCGCCAGCUGCUGCCGGAGGGCUCUGUACUGCAGCGGAACGAGCAGCAGAAGGAGCAGCAGCAGCAGCAGCAAAACCGACAGCAGCCGCAGCAUCCUCAGCAGCACCAGCACUUCAAGGUUCACCAGCAGCAGCAGCAGCUGAAGCAGCAACAGCACUUAAAUCACUUGGUCCACGCAGCUUCUCAGCCGAAUCGGCAGCAGCAGCAGCAGCAGCAAAAGCAGCAGCAUCUCUACCAACAGCAGCACCAGCAGCAGCAGCAGCAGCACCUGCAGCAACAGCAGCAGCAGCAGCAGAAGUGCGACGAGUAG
Molecule: messenger RNA, 1683 nt
Organism: Eimeria tenella
Lineage: Eukaryota; Apicomplexa; Conoidasida; Eucoccidiorida; Eimeriidae
Exons: 1
Coding region: 1-1683 (560 amino acids)
Source: RefSeq, a predicted model, not a curated record